This is a messenger RNA of Prinia subflava (tawny-flanked prinia), 2034 nucleotides long. It is a transcript of the gene AADAT, whose product is annotated as aminoadipate aminotransferase. Gene Ontology annotation, biological process: biosynthetic process. The record is from RefSeq and is a predicted model, not a curated record. Lineage: Eukaryota; Metazoa; Chordata; Aves; Passeriformes; Cisticolidae. Gene Ontology annotation, molecular function: pyridoxal phosphate binding; L-kynurenine:2-oxoglutarate transaminase activity.
CUGCAGUUCUUAUUCCCUUUUCCACCUUCAUGUCCAACUAAUUACUCUUUCUCCAUAGAUAUGAAUUACUCUAGGUUCAUCACCACUGUGAGUGCAACAAGAAAAGCAUCUCCAAUAAGACUGCUCACUGAAUUGAUGCAGAAGUCUCCUCCAUAUCUCAUCUCUCUGGCUGGAGGGGUACCAAAUCCUAAUCUUUUUCCAUUUAAGAGGGCAACUGUUGACAUUAGACAUGGAACUCCUAUUGAGAUUGGGGAAGAUCUGAUGAAGAAAGCUCUCCAGUACUCAGCCUCAGCAGGGAUUCCAGAGCUGUUGUCUUGGCUAAAAGAUUUCCAGCAGAUUUACAUGAACCCCCAAAGCAAUUACAGUCCUGAGCAAGGACAGAUAGAAGUGUGUGUCACAACCGGCAGCCAGGAAGGCUUGUGUAAAGUUUUUGAAAUGCUCAUUAAUCCUGGAGACAACAUCCUUUUGGAUGCACCCACAUAUUCUGGGACAAUAGCAGCUCUGAGACCCUUGGGUUGUAAUAUAAUUGAUCAACAUGGCAUUAUUCCAAAAGCCUUAAAAGAACUUCUGUCUCCUUGGAGCCCAGAAGUUGUAAAAAAUUGUAGCAAUCACCCCCCCAAAUUCCUGUACACUAUUCCAAACGGAUGCAACCCAACUGGCAACUCGCUAACCACAGAGCACAAAAAAGAGAUCUACCAGCUUGCAAGAAAAUAUGAUUUUCUCAUAAUAGAUGAUGAUCCUUACUACUUUCUUCAAUUUGAAAAGCCAUGGGUGCCAACUUUCCUCUCAAUGGAUGUGGAUGGCUGAGUUAUCAGGACCGACUCUCUAGUGGUGGACUUCUACAGGAUGCAGCAGGAUGCAAUGCUCACUGCUGCUAAGUGGUUAAAAGUUCAGAACUUGACAGAAUGGUACCCUCCUACUACUGGCAUGUUCUUGUGGAUCAAAAUUAAGGGUAUUUCUGAUACACAGCAGCUGAUAAUGGAAAAGGCUUUGAAGAAAGAAGUAUUACUGGUUCCUGGAGGAGCAUUCAAUAUUGAUAGUUCAGAGCCCAGUUCUUAUGUCAGAGCCUCCUUCUCUCUGCCUUCUCCUGCCCAGAUGGAUCUGGCCUUCAAGAGACUGGCUGAACUUAUAAAAGAAUCUCUGUGAAAAAGCUAAAUAGAGCUCUUGCAGUAAUAAAAAUCAUCUCCAGAAAACAUUUAUUAACAUUUGGAUUUUAUCAGAACACUUGUUAAGCAAGCACAAUACAGUGGAUGUUUCCUUAGAUCAUUUCAGCUAAAAAAAAGACAGAAAAUGAAAGUGAAAAACAAUUUGCCUAAUUUUUUUUUGACAGGACAUUGCAUUACUAAAUUUAUCCAAUUCAGUAACAUUUAAAAUACUCAAAACCAAAAUGUUCUAUUUCCUAUAAAAUCCAUCGUUUUGUUAGAUUUGAAUUGAUUUUUGUUCUGACUUUCGUUUUCCAUUUGAGUUGGGAAACAGAAAUAAUUUACUUAGAAAGAGGCACUUGAGGUGGUCUUAGCCACUAUUACUUCUCACUAUUAAUCUCAACUGAUACAUUCCUCCAAAAUAUUAUGCUGGAAUUGUCUCAUGUCACUUCCAUUCUUGUCCUACUGUAUGGCAUCUGGUUUUAAUGAUUUGAGGAUCAAUAUUUAAUUUUACUGAAGUUUUGUCAGAUAAAGCUGAUGUAAGUAUGUUGAAAAAAUUGAAACUUAUCCAGGAAAAUGAGGCUAUGAUUACAAAUAAAUUGAGGUCCCUUGCAAUUUACAAGGGCAUUGCAGCUCAUUCUCUAAUUUGUAAAAGGUUUUCUGAUUGCUGGUUUUUACUUCAGUCUGUGAAUAAUUACUCUGUACCUGUGUUAGAAAAUCUCUGGUUUGCUGAGGCAUGUGGAUGUGCUAAAGGAAGUACUCUUGGUUGUUCAGUCAGAUGUGAUUUUGAAUGGAGAGUGUAAGUAACUGAACAGGGGAGAUGGUGGAAUGGACACUACCCUGACACUGCCAGAUGAAAAUAAAAUGAAAAAAUAAAGAAAUGUUUCAGUCA